Messenger RNA from Cuscuta epithymum, 4690 nucleotides. Lineage: Eukaryota; Viridiplantae; Streptophyta; Magnoliopsida; Solanales; Convolvulaceae. The record is from the annotation of a GenBank genome assembly.
AAAAAGACGCCAGGUUCUUGAAGAGUUGGACCAGCGGACCUGAAUACUUAGGAAUGAAGGUUGACGAUGGAACUUCAGGUCUUAACAACCAUGCGAGUUGGUAUAAAAGUGGAAAUGGGGAAAAUAUAAAUUCACGUUUCGACUUUAGGAAAUAUAUUUGACGUACAAUGAAAUUAAGAACUGAAAGAACCUGGAACCCAAAGGUUUCGAGGAGGGUAGCAGUGAAGGAUAUUGCUCAAGUGGUGUGUGGAAAGGCCGGCAGAAUGCAUAGCCCUCAUGUAGAAGAGCAUGGAAAGGUACAGGGGCGUAGCCAGGACACUGGGCUAGACUGGGCCGGUACAAAGAAUAUUAUUAGAAAAAAAUUUACACGAAAUUUUUUACACUAAAAAAAUUGACAUUUUUUCAAAUUUGGGGUGGGCCAGGGCCUAGCCUGGGCACCCCCUAGCUCCGCCCCUGGAAAGGUAAAUCUGGGUAUAGGGGGGGGGACCCACCCCAUGCAGCAAUCCGUCCAUCCUAGCGUCCAUCGAUUGGGCCAGGUACUUCAUCACAGCUGCACACGGGCAGAACGUGGACACGCCUGGGUACACCACUUUCGCCGGCCUGAACCCCGAGGCUGGCCCAAAUAUCGCAGCCUCCUCGUCAAAUUCUGAGUCGUCACGGCGGCGGAUGGCCGGGGUCAGCCGGGGCCUUGCUUCGAAGCGGCCAAGGCGGUGGCUGUUUGCCUCCUCAUCACACAUUGGUGGAUCCACUUCUCAAACUCACGACACAAAAGCAGUCAAUUAUCCUAACAAACAAACAGACCGGCCAGUCUUUUGAAUACUCCCUGAGCCCGAAAUUGGACUGUCCAAAAUCAUAAAUGGGUUCUCAUAACUCCAUGAGGGUAGCUCGGCCCGUUGGACGGUUAGCUUACACAAGACCGUAGAGUUAAAUGUUGGGCUAUUCUAAUACAGCUACCAAUUUGCUAAAUGACAGAAAUUUUAAGGAGCAUGUGACAGGCUCCUUAUUGAGCAAACAGUUCAAAUUAUAAAGAAAACAAAGCUACAACAUUACAGCUUACAUAAUACAAUGACACUUUGACAAGUAUUUGUAAUAUAUCUAUAGAUAAUACAUUUGAAAGAUACAAUUAGGGAAAGUUUUGCCAUGUGUCAUCUUCUAAGCAAACUUUCAUUAUAAUAUUUUAGAUUUUCUUUCCAUUUUAGUAAAUAAAUUAUACUUCCGUUAAUUAGUAUUAAAGGUAGGUUACACUUCAUCACGUCCUAAAGUUGGGUAAGUUAAAAAUUAAACCUCAAUUUUAUUUUAAAGUGCUAUAACUUUUUUAUUUGUACUUUGAUGGUUACAAAAAAUAUACCAUAUUUUAUAACUUUUUAUUAUCUUUCAUAUGAGACCAAUAUUGAAUAUAUAAAAAUAAAAAAAUAAUUUAACUGUUUUUUAUAUCUAUUUUGAAAAAUAAUUCAACACUUUAAGAAAUAUAUCUAUUUAGAACUCCUAACCCUUAUUCGUAGAUUACAAUUAGAAUUCCUAAUUCUCAAAAACUUAUUUGUAGAUUACAAUUUAAUUACAAUUAGGAUUCCUUUUUUUUGCUCGAUUCAAUUAGGAUUCCUAGAAAUUAGGAAUCCACGUUUGAUUACAAUUUAACAAAAUUAGAAUUCCUUGAAAGUCACAAUUGAUGUAAAAGCUUUCUAAAAUGUCAACAACUACGUAUUAUUUAUAGAUAAAGAAAAAAUUUAUUAAUUAAAUAAAGAAAAACGUAUGAAAAUAGUUAAAAUAAUCCUUUACAAUAACUUCAACUACUAGAAAAAUUUGACUAAUAAGUUUGAUAAGUCAAAAAAUAGAGUCAUCAAACAGGCUCAAUUGCAAUCGGGAAGGCUUCUCCAAAACUUUCCAAUUGCACUCAAAGUGCACUUUCUAAAAAACAUGUUCUUAAAAAACUGCAACGGUCAAUUUUUCACAUUUGAAGAGCGUAAUAAAGUAAGAGGGUAUAAGGGUAACUUUAAAAAAAAUGUAUAAAAAAUUGAAGAAAAUGCUUAAAAAAUUUCAUCAAAAAUUCCACCGGGAACCGUCCUUAAUGGCGACGGCCUCCUAUAUAAGGGGUGAUUUGCAAAUUUUAAGUUAGUUCGAAGACCUAUUUGACUCUUUAGCCUUAAAAAUAAAAUAUCUACAACAUCACAGUUAUCAUCAAGGACCCCCCAUCAUAUUAUAUAAUCAUCACAAUUAUUUUGUAAAAUAUAGUCAAAUUAUCAUAUUUAAUUAUUGUGUAAGUAAUCAUGACAUAAGUAGUAUGUAAUUAAUAAAACUUUUUGAGAGCUGAAAUCCUCGGCCAAAAUAUAUCAAAAUUAUAUUAAUAUAUACACAAAUAAAAAAUAACUUUUACUUUCAUAAAUGAGAUAAAAUUCGAUUCCAAUUGUAAUUAUCCUUAAUUAGAAAGGUGAACAUAAUAUUGAUAUAUUAUUCAGGAAAAUGCGUAUGUACCCAAUUUUAACACAUGCAGUCUUGCUAUUUUAAUCCUUUCACUUUCAUUUAAUGAUGUUUCAUCUUUUUCCCCAUUUUAGGAAUCUAUCCUUUGAAAUGCGAGAGAUAAUAUUUUGAGCAUUCUUUGUAAUGCAUAUAUGGUGGGAUAUUAUGAUUAAUAAAAAGCUAUUAUAAAUUAACUUAAGUUACAAAUGUAAACUAAGUAUCGUUUUGAAAAUCUUAUUUUUAAUGAAGAUAAAAAAAAUCUUAUUUUAAAUUUUUUUUUUCAAUUUAAAAAUGUAUGAAUAUCAAUAAUUUUAUUUUGAAUGUCAACUUUUUAGAUAUUUAAUAAGAAAGAUGCAUAUAUCUAUGGAUUAAAAUAUGUCAUUAUAUUCUAUAUUUCUAAUUAAGAUAAUUGAGUAAGUAUGAAUAAUGUCUAUAUAAUUGAUAUGUUACUCACAUAUAGUAUGAUCCAUAUGAUGAUUUAUGAAAAUUUGAGUUUCAAGUAUAGUGAUAUUAUUAAAGUUUUAUGGGUGCAGUUUAAAUAUCGAAAAAUCAAUACCACAGGUUAUGCGAUUCUAUUUUAGGUCAAUAAUCUUAUUAAGAAGUUGGCCGCUUGGAACUAUUAAACACAUCUUACCUUUAUUUAGAAACAUUAACUUAUAGAGUUAAAUGAAUUCAUUGCAUAAAUUCAUAUUCAUAUUCAUGAUUUUAAAAAAUAGUUUUUUAAAGUAUUCAUGAGUAAAUUUUUUUAUGUCACCAAAAUAAUUGAGAUGAUGACACAUAAUUUGGUACUAACAUUGGAAUUGGUUGGAUCGGUUCAUUCUGCUGAAAUUUAUGAUGUUCUAACUGAACUUUGGAUUGACUGAUUCUACUGAUUUAUGACAAAAAAAUAAUUUUUUAUUAUUAAUAAAUAAAGAAAAAAAUACUCCGUAUGAAAAUAGCUAAAAUGAUCCUUUACAAUAAUUUCAAUUAAUACAAAUACAAAAGUAAUUUUAACCCUACUUUGAUGAAAAAGUUAACUAAUAAGUUUGAUAAGUCAGAAAACAGAGUCAUCACACGAGCUCAAUCGCAAUUGGGAAGGCUUUUCCAAUCCAAAACUUUCCAAUUUCACUCAAAGCGCACUUUGUAAAAAAAUCAUGUUCUUAAAAAGGUGCAACGGUCAUUUUUUCACAUUUGAAGUGCGUAAUAAAGUAAAUAUAGUAUAAGGAUAACUUUAUAUUAAAAAUGUAUAAAAAAUGUACCAAACUUUGAGAGAUUGCUAAGUAGUAUUUGGGGACUAAGGUAGUGCAUAAUUUUAAUUAUAAGUGCACAUUCUCAAACUUUUUGAGUGUCAAGAAACUUAAAAGAAUUCCAGAAACAAUAAUGAUAUCAAUUAGAAUCUAUGAACCACCAAUCAACAUUUUUAGAGAUACAACAACAACAUCUCAGUCUUAGUCCCAAAAACCUCAGAUUUUGAUUACCGGGUCUUCUUUCUCAUUUGUUCGCUCUAUUAUUGAUACCUUAUCUCAGCAAUUUGCUAUGAAGGAUUUGGGGGAUAUUCAUUAUUUUCUGGGUAUUCAGGCUCGUCGUAAUUCUCAGGGGUUAUUUAUUUCUCAGGAAAAAUACAUUACUGACUUAUUACGACGUUUUCAUUUACAUACUGUUAAGCCUGUACGCACACCCCUACCUUCUCGUACUACACUUUCUCUUACAGAUGGGGAGCUUUUAUCUGAUGCUACUGAGUAUCGCAGCAUGGUAGGUGCUCUUCAGUAUUUGACUCUCACUAGACCUGAUAUUACUUAUGCUGUUCACAUGGUCUCUCAGUUUAUGCAUGCUCCCCGCACCUCACAUUUAUUAGCUGUGAAGAGAAUUUACAGGUAUUUACAGGGCACUUCCAAGCAUGGUUUAUGGCUGCGGUCCGACAAAAAUAUCUCUGUUAUUGUGGCUUAUUCAGAUGCUGAUUGGGCAGGAUGCCCUGACAGCUCUCGUUCCACCACAGGUUAUGCUAUUUUCCUAGGCACGAAUCUUAUUUCGUGGCGAUCCAAGAAGCAACCGACGGUUUCAAAAUCUUCCACUGAAGCUGAAUACAGGGCCAUAGCUUACACUGUUCAGGAUACCUUAUUUAUUCGGUCUCUUCUUGUGGAUAUGGGGAUCUUAAUUUCGGCUCCUGUUCAAUUGCAUUGUGACAAUGUCUCUGCCUCCUACCUAGCUGUCAACCCCAUUCAACAUGACCGCAGCAAACACAUAAAGAUUGACUACC